Molecule: messenger RNA, 2235 nt
Organism: Chelonus insularis
Lineage: Eukaryota; Metazoa; Arthropoda; Insecta; Hymenoptera; Braconidae
Gene: Ccdc85
Product: coiled-coil domain-containing protein 85
Exons: 4
Coding region: 908-2143 (411 amino acids)
Source: RefSeq, a predicted model, not a curated record
UAACUUUAGUGUUCUCGUGGUUCAUAAAUGAUGUACAGGUGAAAAUAUUAUUUCAAUUUUGAAUGCUCCGCAUUGUAUUAUACAUUUAUUUACUUACAGUCUGUUAUAAUAUAAAUGUGACUUGAAUAAAUCUUAAAUCAGUGUUAACUUGUGUUCCAUCGCAAAAAUGAUGCGCUUGAUGCGCUGUACGUAAUGAUUGGUAACGGUCAUGUCUUUGGAGUAUUUCACUUCACUCAGCCAUAUUGCAAGCAAAAUUAUUUGUCAACGAUUUAUGUGUAUUUACUAUAAAUAAAAAUCUGUGCAUAUAUUUAAUUAUCGUUAUACCACUAAUAAUUUAUUUAAUAUAUUUAUUAUAUUGGAAUGUUGAUAAAAAAUAAAAGUUAACUGUAAUUUUUAAACAUAAAAACAUGAAUCUUAAACAAUAAGAAAAAAAGAAAAAAAAGAAGCCGAAAAGGAGAGCCAGAAGAAUUCGGAGUACAAUAAUAAAAUAAUUUUUGUUUAGUCAUUAACAUUUUCUUCUUUAGAAUAACUAAUAGAUAAUUUAAUCAAUUAAUUAAUUGGUAACUGUCUCCUUGAUUAAAACUAGUGUACUUGUACAAAAGAUAAUAAAUCGGUACACGUGUCAAUUUGAAGAACUUGAAGAACUAUAGUUAAGUGAUAUAUUGAUAUUUUUAUCGAUCAAAAUUUAUAAAUCGAAUACGAUUGUAUUGAUCAAAAUAAUUAAUAUUUUGUGUGUUUUUAUUCAUCAAAUGCUUUAACUAUAUUAUUUAUUCAAUCAUGAAAACGAUGAUUAAACAAAUUUGAUUUUGAGAAUUUUAUUUGACAAAUUAAUAGGACAAAAAUAUAAUAUUAUACUGAGUUAUAUCACAAGACAUGGAUCAUUCUUUUCUUACUUAAAUAAGCCGCCAUGUCCAAUAAAAGUAAAUCUCAUCAACAACAAGAUCAACAACAACAGCAGCAGCAACAACAACAACAACAACAGCAGCUUACAAAUCCUGUGAAUAAACAAAUUGUAGGGAUUCCACCACAAUAUCAACCACCUCCUCAACCAACAAUUGGAAUUCUUAAAAAUUCUGCAGCUAUUUCUGUUCCUCCUAGUACGAUUUUGAAUAGUUUUCCUCAAGCGCAACAACAGCCUCUAAGAAUCUCGAAUUUGAAGGAUGUUCAAGGAGCCAAAAUAGGAUCGAAAAUAGAUAAUCUUGGUUCACAACCAAUGGUUGCCGGAGUAGCAUCUAAAAACCCACCGCACCUGUAUUAUACUUCCAAGAUUUCUUCAGGUCAAUUUUUACCUGGGAGUAGCUACCCGGGUAGUACAAAUCAGACCAUUCUGAAGCAAAGAAUAAGUGACGAAGAAUUUAUGAGACUCACUCCUAUUGAAAUGCUAAAGUUCGUGAGAAAAACUGAAGGCGAUAUAGCUAGAAUUGUUGCAGAACAAAAUCGACAAAUACAAAGUUUGUUAGCAGAAUUACGUGCGUUAAAAGAAGCUAAUCAAAGACUGAGCGAUGAUAAUCAAGAAUUACGAGACCUUUGUUGCUUUCUCGAUGACGAUCGACAAAAAGGUAGAAAAUUAGCUCGUGAAUGGCAACGAUUCGGUCGUUAUACUGCCAGUGUUAUGAGACAAGAAGUUUCAGCAUAUCAAAACAAAUUAAGGCAAUUAGAUAAUAAACAACAAGAGUUAAUUAAAGACAAUUUAGAACUUAAAGAGCUUUGUUUGUAUCUUGAUGAGGAGAGGGGUGGAGUUCAGAGAGAUGAUGGAGAUGGUUCGAGUUCUAGUACAAAUGCAGAAGAAACUAUGACUCCUAGAGUGAGACCAAAUUCCAUUUUUAAUGAUCAAACAAUGCAAUACGUAAGGAGCCUUGAGCAACGUGUAAAACAACUCGAGGAAGAUAAAUGUAUGCUUCAAGCAAGAGCUAGAUCUUGGGAAGCUGAUUCUCAAAGAAUUUGGGAUAAUAUUGGAAAUACAAAUGAAAGCGCUCAUAAUUUUGGAAGUCGUCCUGAAGCUGUUGUUCAAGCUCUUCAAGUUCUAAAAGUUCGUGAACAGCUGGAAAGAGAAGCUGCUCAUGACGGUGAAAAGGCUUUGGUUCGAGAAAUGUGUAAUGUUGUUUGGCGGAAAUUAGAAGAAGGUCCUCAUAUAAGACGUUAAAGAUGUAUCUUAAUGGAAAGCUGAAAGUUUAUUUAUACUAUUAUCUAAGAUAAAAUUUAAUUAUUAUGAAUAAAAUUAUGAAAUAUACUUUA